AUGUCGUGUGCGCCUACGACCGAGUGCGCUUACGCACCUGUUGUUGAGAUUCGCAAGCACGCACAGUUUGACGGCGGCGGCGCACAGAUCUGCGGGGUACUACAACGUUACCAGCCAUUUCUCGAACGAGUGGAGAAUGCUCCCCAUCGACGACUCUCGCUGUUGUACUUCCACGCACAUCUUGACGCUGAUCCAGCUCCAGCGCUAGUACUGCAUCUUGCGAGUCAGCUUCCGUUUUGGUUGAUGACCCACCGUGCUCAACUUGAUAACGUGGCUGCGGAACCUGAGGGGCGGGAGCGCUCGAUUGAAUACUGCUUGUUGAUGCCACGCAAGUUCUUGGUGGUAUAA
This is a messenger RNA of Phytophthora nicotianae INRA-310, 348 nucleotides long. RefSeq lists its product as hypothetical. The coding region runs from base 1 to 348 and encodes 115 amino acids. The record is from RefSeq and is a predicted model, not a curated record. Lineage: Eukaryota; Oomycota; Peronosporomycetes; Peronosporales; Peronosporaceae. The transcript has a single exon.